CUAAAGUUUGUUGUAUUAUCUCCUCUUUUCUCGCCUUCAAACUCUCUUCUUUUUCUUCACUUAUUCUUCUUAAAUAUCUCAAAUCUCUCUUUCUCUGAUACUCGUAAUUUACAAUUUCGGCUACCAGAACCCAAUUUACCUUUUUUUUUUUUAAGAACAUAAUCUCUACAGAAACUAUGGAUAUCCUCUCUAUGAACAAAAACGAACAAGUGCAACAACAUAUGUGGGUGCCUCCAACCCCAGAAAAGAUUUCUACAACUACAAGCAUCACAACUGAUUUGGAAUAUGAGGGGCUUUCUUUUUUACAAAUUAUGGGCAUUAAUAAUGGUAUUAGGGAAGUUGAAGCAAAUCAAUGUCAACCACAAUCUAAAGCAAAUGAGCCUCAGCUUUGUCUCCAACCUAUUCAUGAGAUUAUUGGUUUAGGUGAUGCGACAAAUACAAUUGGAGUUGAUCAAGUUCAAUCUCAAGACUCAAACCAAAAGAAUGGUGAACUUCCUAUGUCUCGACAUAAAAAUAAAAAAAGGAAAAUAAAUUCAGAUAUAAACAAGCAGUCUGGAGUAAAGCGCAAAAAUAAAUAUUAUUGGCCAAAAAUUGCCGUUCCAAAUGUGCGGACACCCAAACUUAAAACUCCAAAACCAAAGACUCAAAAAUCAAAAGUUGAGGAGAACAGAGGUAAAGAAUGUAGUGAUGAUGUUUCCAAAACAAAAAAGAAUUAUAGUUGUAAGCGAGUUUUGGAUAUGACGAAUAAUGAUAUUACAUCUGAAGUUGAGAAAGUCAGAGAAAAAGAAAUUAUCCAGCUUGGAGAACAAAUUUUGGAACAAAAACCUAUGAGGGUUUAUCGAAAGUCUCCUUAUAAAUUUAAAUGUGUUACUGAAUGUCGGCAAGCAGUGCCUAAUUUUUUCUGUAGGAAAAAAAGGACGAUUAGAAAAAAACGGUCAAACUUUAAUAUGCUCAAUGCAUUUAACUUUAUGCUCCAAAAUACAGUUGAUCGGACAAAUUUAGCCGAAGGUGAUUUGAAGAAUUUAGUACCUUCAAAAGGAAAAAUUUUAUGGGAGUGUUUUGGAUGUGUUUUUACUUUGUUAAACUCAAGGGAAAAAUUGACGAAAAAAAAGAGAUCAAAUCGUAAUAGGAUCAAGAUAAAAGUUGUAAAAGAAAAGACGGAAGCUGUAGAAGAAAAGAAGGAAGUUGUGAAAGAAAAGACAGAAAUUGUGCAAGAAAAGGCAGAAGCUGUAAAAGAAAAGACAGAAGCUGUGAAAGAAAAGAUGUUAAAGCGACGCUAUAAGCGCAGAGACAAUCGUAGAGAUUAUCUGAGAACCCUUGAAGGUUGGGAUGACAAAUCUUUAUCGAAUAUAAUGGAUCAAUUUGUAAAGCCAUUUGCAUCUUUACAACUUUAUGAUGAUGCUAGCAAAUUUGAGCCGUGGGAUAUAAUGUGUUGCAGUGAAGAAGGCACAUUAAACAUAGAGAAAUCCAUUCUCUGUACAAAGGCUAGGAGGUUUCUCCAAACAAUGAAAAUAUUUCAAGGGCCAAAAAAGUUUGUUGAAUGGAAAGGCUCUGUAUUAGACUCUGUAGUUGGCGUUUUUCUCACACAAAAUGUGUGUGAUGUUUUAUCGAGUACUGCAUAUAUGGAGUUGGCUUCACGGUACCCUGUUGAACCAAUAAUUAAUCAAGAUUGUGAAAAAAAAGUAGUUUUGGAGGGCCCAAUUAUUGAGUUUCCAAAUGAGGAUGAAGAUGGACAAAAGACUUUUGUUAAAGAAAUCGAAACAGAGUCGAGUACACAAGAAGCACAAGAAUAUAAGAAUGCUUUAAAAGUCAUGCUUGAAUCCUUACCUUCUUUCAAAAAUAAUGGAAAAGACAAACAAGGCAAUGGUAGUGAAGAUGAGGUUGAUUGGGAGGCUAUACGUCUCCAUUUUUCUGGGAACACUAACGCUGAAAGGAACCAUGACCAACAAGAUUCGGUAGAUUGGGCAGCAGUGCGGAGUGCCAAUGUAAAAGACAUUGCUGAAGCCAUCCAAUGUAGAGGUCAACAUUUUAUCAUCGCAUCAAAAAUUCAGAAAACUCUAAAUCGUUUGGUUGGUCAACAUGGUACCACGGAUUUGGAAUGGUUACGUAAAGCUCCGCAUCAAGUGGUAAAGGCUUAUUUAUUGAGCUUUUAUGGACUUGGUUUGAAAAGUGUUGAAUGUUUACGACUUUUAACUCUGAAAGACCAUGGCGGAUUCCCUGUUGACGUGAAUAUUGCUCGGAUAGCAGUACGUUUAGGCUGGGUUCCUCUACAACCAUUGCCCAAUGGAUUGCCCUUUCACGUUCUUCAAAAGUAUCCAUUAGAAAAUAAAAUUCAGCAAUAUCUACUUCCAAGAUUAGAUGAUCUGACCCAAGACGAACGAUACGAAUUGCAUUAUCAAAUGAUUACAUUUGGAAAGGUAUUUUGUACGAAGAGAAAUCCCAACUGUAAUGCAUGCCCUUUCAAAGCAGAAUGUAAAUACUUCAAAAGUCGGGAAGAUAGUUUGACGCAAAAACAUCGAUUUUUGUCGUGGACAUCGAAUGGAAAGAUAGUAGUGUCUAAAGGGAUGAGUAAAAAGAACAAAAACAUCAUAAAUCCUUUUGCUAUCAAACGAACACCUGGUCUGCUUUCAGAGCCAUCAACUUCUAAUUCAUAUGUAGUAGAUUGGUCUCUUUCCACGUUGGAUUGCUAUCCCAGCUCACUCGUUCAGGGAACGAACAAAAUUAAUUCCCAAAACUAUAUUGUAGAAUAUCCGACAUCACCAAUUAGAGAAGAGCAAGACAUUGAAGAUUUAUGUAAAAACUUAAAGGAUGAUGUAUGUAAUAUUGAUCCAAAUGAAGAACAAGACAUUGAAGAGCUUUUACAAAGCAGUGACAGAGAUGACAAGCGUUAUGAUUGUAAUAUUGAUCUCACGGUCAAGUGCAAGGAUGAUGUAUGUGAUAAGUUGGCACAAUCGUCUGAGGAACAACAUUCAUCGAGAGCUUUAGUUAGCUUAAAUGCAGAACGUCCAUCUCCACCGGUGCACAUUAAGCAUUUACGAUUGAGGACAGAGCAUCAAGUGUAUGAAUUGCCUAGUGAUCAUCCACUGCUCAAGGAUUUUGAUAGACAAGACGGAGAUGUACCUUAUCUUCUUGCCAUAUGGCCACAAGCUAAUGAAGAAUGCUUUAACCAGGAUGAGAUUAAUUGUAACUGUACAACUGUGCCAGGGACGAUAUUGAUACCUGUUCGAACCGCCAUGAGAGGAAGAUUUCCCCUGAAUGGUACUUAUUUUCAAAUAAAUGAGGUUUUUGCGGAUGAUGAUACUAGUCAGCAUCCAGUCAAUGUCCCCACAAAUCUGAUAUGGAAUCUUGUAAAACGAACUUUGUAUUGUGGAUCUACUACAUCAUCAAUAUACAGAGGUUUCAAUGAUAAAGAAAUCAUGUAUUGUAAUUGGGGAGGUUUUAUCUGUACUAGAGGUUUUAAUAGACGAACUCGACGGCCAAAGUUAUUGCCACUUAGAUUCCGCAAUCGAACAAAAGAAAAAGUUGUCGACGACAAUUGAAGCAAUACAAUCUAAAUGUGUCAAUUGAGAUUUUUUUGUAUAGUAAUUUUAAUUUGUAAAUCUAUUUUUAGUUAUCCAUUGAUUAUAAAAUCUACGUUUUGAUGGGUAUUUCACAUUUAUUAUCCUCAGUUUUCCAAGGAAGUAUUUUGAGGAUAUUAGUAAUUAUUAUGUAUUUGGGCCUACUGUUUAUAAUAAUGUGGGCUUCGUACUAGGUUCUUUUGAUUACUUUUGUAUAUAUACCUUGCAUAUAUUGAAUAGUACCUUCAAAAGGUUUAGUUUUCCUACAUGGUAUCAGAGCUUAGGUUAAUUUUUUUCGAUGCAUUUCGUUUUUGAUUUUCUUCGAGUCUUGUAAUGGCAUGAGAAUGGGAGUACUUUACGGAAGCUAUUGUUUACUGCUGACGUCGUAAGAACGCAAUGAUAUUUAUUGAAGCCAUUAUUUACUGCACUGCUGUAGAAAUGCAUUUAUAUCAUUAUAAUGUCGGGAAAUAUGAUUUGUGAGACUUUAAUAUAAGACGUUUAAGAUGAGAUUUUUAAGAUAAAAAAUUCUUAUCUCUUGUUUGUUAUGUUAGGGGCUUGGAUGAAAGUACAAGAAUAAAAGUUUCAACUCAAAUACCUUCCUCCCCCAAGUAGGGCUGUCUUUGACAUUUUAGAGGCCUAAGCGAACAAUAAAAUAUGGGCCCCUUUAAAAACAUAAUUAAAAUUUAAACGUACAUAAUUA
Molecule: messenger RNA, 4257 nt
Organism: Amaranthus tricolor (Joseph's coat)
Lineage: Eukaryota; Viridiplantae; Streptophyta; Magnoliopsida; Caryophyllales; Amaranthaceae
Product: protein ROS1C-like
Exons: 21
Coding region: 177-3539 (1120 amino acids)
Biological process (GO): DNA repair
Molecular function (GO): DNA N-glycosylase activity; 4 iron, 4 sulfur cluster binding; DNA demethylase activity
Source: RefSeq, a predicted model, not a curated record